AUGGAUGCCAAAUUGCGUCGUUUACAAAAGGAGAUUGCUGAUCUCCGAGCAGAUACAGCAUCCAAAAUCACGAUCGAACUCGUCGACGAUUCUCUCUUGCAUCUCCUGGGCACCUUUAUCGGUCCGCCUGAUACACCGUACGAGGGUGGCACGUACGAAGUAGACAUCGUAAUCCCACAGACAUACCCAUUUUCGCCUCCCAAGAUGAAGUUUUUGACAAAACUCUAUCAUCCAAACGUGUCCUCUGCCUCCGGCGCCAUCUGCCUCGAUAUUCUCAAAGACGCCUGGUCUCCGGUUCUCACCCUGAAGAGCACCAUGAUCUCGCUUCAGAGUCUCCUCUGCAGUCCCGAGCCAACAGAUCCACAGGAUGCAGAGGUAGCGAAGCACUACAUGACAAGUCGUGAGAGCUUCAAUGACACUGCGCGAUAUUGGGCCGAGAUCUACGCUGGUGCGCCACCAACGGAGAAGAAGGCAGGAGCUUCAAAUACCGAGGGCGAGGAAAAGGCGGCUACUGAUGGCAAAAAGGGCAAGGCGCCGGUGAAGAAGGCUCCAGUCGUCGACGAGAUUGCCGCUGCUGGUCUCAACGUUGCUCACGUACAGCAAUUCGAGGCGCUGGGAUUCGAGCGACGGAAAGUGAUCGAGGUUCUGAAGAGACUAAACUAUAGGGGAACGAACAUUGCAAAGAUAACAGACGACCAAGUAGUUGAAAAGCUCCUGUCGUAG
Messenger RNA from Serendipita indica DSM 11827, 723 nucleotides. The record is from the annotation of a GenBank genome assembly. Lineage: Eukaryota; Fungi; Basidiomycota; Agaricomycetes; Sebacinales; Serendipitaceae.